Molecule: messenger RNA, 622 nt
Organism: Triticum aestivum (bread wheat)
Lineage: Eukaryota; Viridiplantae; Streptophyta; Magnoliopsida; Poales; Poaceae
Exons: 2
Coding region: 20-622 (200 amino acids)
Source: RefSeq, a predicted model, not a curated record
AGAGCUCACACCGACAGACAUGGGGAACUGCCAGGCGGCGGACGCGGCGGCCGUGGUGAUCCAGCACUCGGGCGACGGCAAGGUCGAGCGCCUCCAUUGGCCGACCACCGCGGCGGACGUCAUGCGCAGGAACCCCGGCCACUACGUCGCCCUCGUCGUCCUGCAUCACGUCGACGCCGAGCCCGAACCCGCCGUCGCCGGAGAAAAUGGAGGUGCGAGGAUAACCAAGAUCAAGCUCCUCAAGCCAAAGGACACGCUCCUCCUCGGCCAGGUCUACCGCCUCAUCACCUCCCAAGAGGUAACCAAGGCCGUGCAGGCGAGGAAGCAGGAGAGGAUGCGCGGCUGCGACGAGGUGAUUGAGCAGCAGCGGCCACGGCUGUACCGGCGGCGACAACAGCAGAGGCCCAGGGGCGACGACGCGGCCACGGCCGCCAACGGAGAACAGAGCCAGCCCGCCGACCACCAGGAACGGAAGCGGUUGGAGAAGGACCGGCACCACCGGAGCAUCACCGCCGCCCGCGGCAGAGGCAGAGGCGGGCACUGGCGCCCGGCGCUGCAGAGCAUCACGGAGUCGUCGUCGAGCGCUAGCGGACACACCGACUGCGAGGAUACACGUAAAUGA